GUUCAUUUCGUUUUCAUACGUUGUCCGGAGCAGUUCAAAAUUCUCAGUAAAUUUUAAGUAGUGUUCUUUUUCGGCAUAUAACUUUAUUUUAUUAACACAGAUGUCUGCUCCGGGACCUUCUGGCCAAGGACCUUCUGGCCAAGGGCCUUCUGGCUGCACCCUGGCCAAGCUGCGCAGCUUCGUGAUGAACAGCAACCUGGCGCCCCAUUUGAGGCGCUUCAGCACCUCCAGCGGCGUCGUCGAGCAGGUGGAACGCCAUUUCCGCAUUUUGCUGCGGGGCAUCAAAUUCUGGGAGCUGGACCGUAUCCAACCAAUGUUCACUGCGCUCUGCAUGCUCAUCCUGACCAAGGAGACGAACACGGAUGGUCUUUGCUUCAAACGCAGCGGCCUGAUGGGACGCUUCAUUGGGUUUGUUGACUGCUUGGACCCGAUGAAGGCUCAUCAGCUACUCGAAAAGAUGCUGGAGGAUCUGGCAGAGUAUCAAGUUGAUAACGAUGUGAACCUACUCAAACUCGCAUCAAAGCUGUACGACAUAAGCCCUAGCGGCCGUGUCUUGGCCGUCUGCCUACUGUGGACGGUACUGGGCCAUUGCCUGCCCGCUCUGGAGAUAACCAUGUAUCGCUACAGGGAGCCAAUGGAACUGGUCGAGGCCAUUCGAAAGAAGCCACCAACCUCGCCCAGCGUCUGGCUGUCAGAUGAGAAUGAGCUGCCCAUGGAGACCGUACAGGCGAAUAUGGAGUCACUGCGCGUGAUGUUGGAGGCGAUGGAACGCGUCCUCGAUCUGCUGCUAUCUUGUGACAACGAUGAUCUGAGGAAAUUUGGCUAUCCGGACCACUUUUUCGUCCUCGAGAGAGCUGAAAGCACUUUCCUCUCCGACUGGUGCAUCGAUUUGUCCAAUGAGCUGCCUGCCAGUAUGUGCGGAUCUCGUGGAAAGUUUGGCGCACCCUUGCACGGCAUUAUCGGCCUGCUGAUGAAGUGCAGAGAGGAAAGUAUUCCAGAUUUUGAUGCAUCAGCGAUGGUGGAGACCACCAUGAACCUGAGCAGCGAUUAGGCCAAGGUCAACAAUUUCUUUGCCAUUGGCAUUUUUCUUCUUCAUAUUUUUUCUAAAUUUUUCUGGAGUUUAUAUUUUUUUGUACCACCGUUGAUGAUUACGGGAUUCAAUUUUAAAACCAGAGUCCACAUUCAAAGGAUUUACGUCUGGAUUUACAUCUAUAUAUUCAUCACAACACCAAGAACCAAAAGAAGAAUCGCCUUGGAAGACAUUUCAAAGCCAGAGAGAGGCUAUCUAUAAAAAAAAUGAACUGAAACCACAUAUUUUGCGGAAUAUGACAAAAAGUGGGCUUUAUAAAAGGUACACUACUACGAAUUAAGCAUUAGAAUAGUAGAUAAAUCGUCUUGAAAGACAAAGAGGCUAUCUAUCAACAAGUGAAUGAACUGAAAAUCCGAUACGGAACAUGACAAAAUGUGGGCUUUAUAAAGGUAUACUAAUACGUAUUAGGAAAAGGACAUUAACAACCGAAUGAGCGGAAAUCCAAAUAGUCCUAGUAGCCUUUAUAGAGGAACACUACUAUUAAUUAAGAAUAUUAGAAUAUAAGAUAUUGGAUUUAAGCCGUUCCGAGUGACAAUACGCGUCACCACACGGCAUCGACACUCUUACAAAACAAGGAUGCUCACACUAGACACUGAGAUAUAAUCAAAAGUGGUUUGCUGGUAAUGAUUUAACCUGGCAACUUGGCAAAAACAUAUCGCUCUGCUACUAAGUAUAUCAAUCGGCGGAACGAAGACACAAUGCUCUAUGAAAGGGCUGAAAGAAUACAAAUCGAGAACAUGAAACACAGAAUUUAACGGCAUUUAACAACGACCUGCCCAAGACGCACUAUAUAGUAUUAAGAACUAGAUAUACAUAUUUAUCAAAACAUUCAGAGAAUCCGUCAUGCCAAGACGGAUUUUCUUGGCUAAUUGAGGGAGCCAUAACUUGCAAAAUAUGAUUUAAACAAGAACGAAGAACAACGAACGAAACCAAAGCAAUGCUGGGGACAAAUUUGGGAUUUAAGGGACCCAUUAAUCAUUUAUCGGAGAUCCAAUUAGUAAGCACGACUAAUAUUGGUGGUAAACAUACAUACGGAUACUUGGUUACUUGGUUGGUCCUUGUAGAUUUUGUAUGAUAAUAACGGUCCCAUCUCUGGAAUACCACCCAUCCGAUAUCUGAUUUAUACUGAAACAUACAAUUCAAAAAUCGCUAUGGAAACAUCAACAAAACACGAAUUUACAUCAUACAUAUUCACACACACAUUUUCGGAUCGCUGUUUAUAAGAAAAUAUAUAAACAGGGACCAUACAGGCAGGCAACAACUGUAACAACUUUUCACUUUAGUAAUGAAUAUGCGGAUGAUUAAUAAAUAAUAAUGUACAACAAA
Molecule: messenger RNA, 2416 nt
Organism: Drosophila serrata
Lineage: Eukaryota; Metazoa; Arthropoda; Insecta; Diptera; Drosophilidae
Source: RefSeq, a predicted model, not a curated record